This is a messenger RNA of Musca vetustissima, 870 nucleotides long. RefSeq names its product tRNA N(3)-methylcytidine methyltransferase METTL6. Bases 1 to 870 code for a protein of 289 amino acids. The transcript has 2 exons. The record is from RefSeq and is a predicted model, not a curated record. Lineage: Eukaryota; Metazoa; Arthropoda; Insecta; Diptera; Muscidae.
AUGGAGGAGAGCUCAGGAAUUGACGGCCAAUUUAUAGAUGAUGUAUUUACAUCGGCAGAGAAGGCUCUUACUGAUGACGAGAAACAGAAAUUGGAAGAACAGAACAAGCGUUUAAUACCUGAGUUUAAGGCACGACAAUUGGAAGCCCAGGCUCAAAAGCACUGGGAUCUGUUUUAUAAACGCAACGAGACUAGAUUCUUCAAGGAUCGUCGAUGGACCACAAGGGAAUUCCAAGAAUUAAUUCAUGACUAUCCCACACUUCCAUCCGGCGAGGGAAAUGAAACUAGGAAACUUUUGGAAGUGGGCUGUGGAGUUGGCAAUUUUGUGUUUCCUCUAAUGGAAGAAUUGGAAUCGUUGGGACAGACAAAUAACUAUUUCUAUGCCUGCGACUUUUCACCUCGUGCUGUUGAAUUUGUUCGUUCGAAUCCCAAGUAUAAUGAAGAUCGAAUAAAGGCAUUCCAGUGUGAUAUUACAACAAAUACAAUUCAUGAUAAUAUUCCCGCUGAAAGUAUAGAUAUCAUUUCCAUGAUAUUUGUUUUAUCCGCCAUUUCACCGUGCAAAUUUGAUAUUGUUAUCAAAAAUCUACAUACAAUACUAAAACCCGGUGGUAUAGUACUAUUUAGAGAUUAUGGUCGUUAUGAUAUGGCACAAUUGCGUUUUAAAUCCGGUCGUAAAAUAUCGGAUAACUUCUAUAUGCGUCAAGACGGUACACGGAGCUAUUACUUUGCCGAAGAGGAAUUAUCGAAAUUGUUUAAAGAGAACGGUUUUGAAAUCAUAAUAAAUUCGUACGUCCAUCGACGUACACUUAAUAUAAAGGAGGGUAUUGAUGUACCCCGAAUUUUUUUGCAGGGUAAAUUUCGUAAAUUAUAG